Messenger RNA from Pseudomyrmex gracilis, 6816 nucleotides. RefSeq names its product myosin-VIIa (gene ck). Gene Ontology annotation, molecular function: cytoskeletal motor activity; ATP binding; protein binding. Lineage: Eukaryota; Metazoa; Arthropoda; Insecta; Hymenoptera; Formicidae. The record is from RefSeq and is a predicted model, not a curated record. Gene Ontology annotation, cellular component: cytoskeleton; myosin complex. The transcript is spliced from 27 exons. The coding region runs from base 116 to 6616 and encodes 2166 amino acids.
GCCAGUGUGUUUUGUGCCUCUUAAUGGAGCGUGCCGCCGACUUGUAGCAAGCAGCCGCUCUUCGUCGUGUUUCUCGUUACUCGCAACAGGCGGAGCGACAACCACGACUUAAGAGAUGGUCAUCGUUACACGAGGAGAUUACAUAUGGAUCGAACCAAUCUCAGGACGGGAAUUCGACGUCGCGAUCGGAGCGCGAGUAAUCUCGGCGGAAGGCAGACGCAUUCAAGUAAAGGACGACGACAACAAGGAACAAUGGCUGACGCCGGAGAGACGGAUAAAGGCCAUGCAUGCCACCUCGGUGCAAGGUGUCGAAGAUAUGAUCAGUUUAGGCGACCUCCAUGAGGCAGGCAUUCUGCGAAAUCUGCUAAUACGUUACAACGAGAAUCUCAUCUACACGUACACGGGCUCGAUCUUGGUCGCCGUCAAUCCGUACCAGAUACUGCCUAUUUAUACGGCGGAGCAAAUCAAACUGUACAAGGAUCGUAAAAUCGGCGAGCUGCCGCCGCACAUAUUUGCCAUCGGCGAUAACAGUUACGCGCACAUGAACCGAUACGGCCAGGAUCAGUGUAUAGUGAUCAGCGGCGAGAGCGGCGCGGGAAAGACAGAAAGUACGAAGUUAAUUCUGCAGUACCUGGCGGCGAUCAGCGGAAAGCACUCGUGGAUCGAACAGCAGAUUUUAGAAGCGAAUCCGAUACUCGAAGCCUUUGGCAACGCGAAAACCGUGAGAAACGACAACUCAUCCCGUUUCGGCAAAUACAUCGACAUCCACUUUAACGAUCAGGGCGUGAUAGAAGGCGCCAAGAUCGAGCAGUAUCUUUUGGAGAAGUCGCGAAUCGUGUAUCAGAGCUCGGACGAGAGGAACUAUCACAUCUUCUAUUGCAUGCUGGCCGGUCUCUCGAGAGAGGAGAAGCAGAAGCUCGAGCUCGAAGACGCGUCCACGUACAGAUAUCUCACAGGGGGAGGCAGCAUUACCUGCGAGGGACGUGAUGACGCGGCCGAAUUCGCCGACAUUAGAUCCGCCAUGAAAGUCCUCCUGUUCUCCGACGUGGAGAUCUGGGAGGUGCUCAAGUUGCUCGCGGCUCUGUUGCACAUGGGCAACAUAAAGUACAGAGCCACCGUCGUAGAUAAUUUAGACGCCACGGAGAUACCGGAGCAGACGAACGUGCAGAGGGUGGCGUAUUUAUUGGGAGUGCCGGUGCAGUCUUUGAUAGAUGCGCUUACCCGCAAAACUAUAUUCGCGCACGGUGAGACAGUGGUCUCUACGUUGUCGAGGGAGCAGUCGGUCGACAUCAGAGACGCGUUCGUGAAGGGCAUUUACGGUCGCUUAUUUGUACACAUUGUAAAGAAAAUCAACGAGGCCAUAUACAGGCCGAAGAACAACUCCCGGAGUGCUAUAGGCGUGCUGGAUAUCUUCGGCUUCGAGAACUUUAAUCACAACAGCUUCGAACAAUUCUGCAUCAAUUACGCCAACGAGAAUCUCCAGCAGUUCUUCGUUCAACACAUAUUCAAGCUGGAACAGGAAGAGUACAAUCACGAGGGCAUCAAUUGGCAGCACAUCGAGUUCGUCGACAAUCAAGACGCCUUGGAUCUGAUAGCCAUCAAACAGCUCAACAUCAUGGCGCUUAUUGACGAGGAAUCGAAAUUUCCGAAGGGCACGGAUCAGACAAUGUUGGCAAAGAUCCACAAGACUCACGGCAGUCAUCGGAAUUACUUGAAGCCGAAGUCGGACAUCAACACGUCCUUCGGUCUGAAUCACUUCGCGGGAGUGGUCUUUUACGACACGAGGAGCUUUCUCGAGAAGAACAGAGACACGUUCAGCGCGGACUUGUUGCAACUUAUUCACAUAUCGUCGAACAAGUUUCUGCAAACUUGUUUCGUCGAGGACAUCGGCAUGGGAUCGGAAACCAGAAAGAGAGCGCCCACGCUGUCGACGCAGUUCAAGAAGUCGCUGGACUCGCUGAUGAAGACUCUGUGCAGCUGCCAACCUUUCUUUAUAAGAUGCAUCAAGCCGAACGAAUACAAAAAGCCAAUGAUGUUCGAUCGGGGUCUCUGUUGCCGGCAAUUAAGAUACUCCGGUAUGAUGGAGACGAUUAGAAUUCGUCGAGCCGGUUAUCCCAUUCGCCAUUCUUUCCCCGAGUUUGUGGAGAGAUAUCGGUUUCUAAUCUCGGGCAUUCCACCUGCGCACAAGGUGGAAUGUCGUGCGGCAACGUCGAAGAUCUGCCACGCAGUGUUGGGUCGCUCGGAUUACCAACUCGGUCACACCAAGGUCUUUCUCAAGGAUGCGCACGAUCUAUUUCUCGAACAAGAGCGCGAUCGUGUUCUCACGCGAAAAAUCUUGAUACUUCAGCGCAAUAUUCGGGGCUGGGUUUACAGAAGGCGGUUCCUGAGGAUGCGAGCGGCCGCGGUGAUCGUGCAGAAGUAUUGGCGCGGCUACGCGCAACGUCAGCGGUACAAGCGCAUGCGAAUCGGUUACAUGCGGCUGCAGGCGCUCAUCCGAUCGCGCGUGCUGUCGCACAGAUUCCGACAUCUGCGCGGCCACAUCGUCGCGCUGCAGGCGCGCGCUCGAGGCCAUCUGGUGCGCAAGAUGUAUCGGAAGAAGCUGUGGGCCAUUGUGAAGAUACAGGCGCACGUGAGACGGUUGAUCGCACAGAGACGAUACAAGAAGAUCAAGUACGAGUACCGGCUGCACAUCGAGGCGCUGCGACUUCGGAAGAAGGAGGAGCGCGAGUUGAAGGAUCAAGGCAACAAACGAGCCAAAGAAAUCGCCGAGCAAAACUACAGGGAACGUAUGCAAGAGCUGGAGCGGAAAGAGAUCGAAAUGGAGCUUGAAGACAGGCGACGAAUGGAGAUUAAGAAGAAUCUGAUCAACGAUGCGGCUAAGAAACAAGACGAGCCAGUAGACGAUAGCAAACUGGUCGAAGCCAUGUUCGAUUUUUUGCCAGAUUCAAGCAGCGAAGCGCCGACUCCGGCGAGAGAAACGUCCGUAUUUAAUGAUCUUCCAGCACCGAGAGCUGACCAGCAAGAGAUAAUCAGUCCGAUUCAGAUGGCCUCGGAAGACGAAGAGGACUUGUCCGAGUUUAAGUUCCAGAAAUUCGCGGCCACGUACUUCCAGGGCAACAUUACGCAUCAGUAUUCAAGGAAACCGUUGAAGCAUCCGCUGCUGCCAUUGCACACGCAGGGUGACCAGCUGGCCGCUCAGGCGCUGUGGAUCACCAUACUCCGAUUCACGGGCGAUUUGCCCGAGCCGCGGUUUCACACGAUGGAUCGAGACACGACUUCGGUUAUGUCGAAGGUGACGGCGACGCUCGGAAGAAACUUCAUCAGGAGUAAAGAGUUUCAGGAGGCUCAGAUGAUGGGCAUGGAUCCGGAAACGUUUCUCAAGCAGAAGCCGCGAUCCAUCAGACACAAACUGGUGUCGCUGACGUUGAAGCGAAAAAACAAACUGGGCGAGGACGUGCGUAGGAAACUGCAGGAGGACGAGUACACCGCCGACAGCUAUCAAUCCUGGCUGGAAGCCAGGCCUACUUCGAAUCUCGAGAAACUUCACUUUAUCAUCGGCCACGGUAUACUGCGCGCCGAACUGAGGGACGAGAUAUAUUGCCAGAUCUGCAAGCAGUUAACUAACAAUCCGUCCAAGUCGUCGCAUGCGCGCGGCUGGAUCCUGUUGUCCCUCUGCGUUGGCUGCUUCGCACCUUCCGAGAAAUUUGUCAACUAUCUGCGAGCCUUCAUCAGGGAGGGACCGCCCGGCUACGCGCCCUACUGCGAAGACAGACUGAAGAGAACCUUCAACAACGGUACGCGCAAUCAGCCGCCCAGCUGGCUGGAGCUUCAGGCCACCAAAUCGAAGAAGCCGAUUAUGUUACCGAUCACCUUCAUGGACGGCAACACGAAGACGUUGCUGGCCGAUUCCGCAACUACCGCCAGAGAACUGUGCAAUCAACUGUCCGACAAAAUCUCCUUGAGAGAUCAGUUCGGUUUUUCCCUGUACAUCGCUCUGUUUGAUAAAGUAUCGUCUCUGGGCAGCGGCGGUGAUCACGUGAUGGACGCGAUCUCCCAGUGCGAACAAUACGCGAAGGAGCAGGGUGCUCAGGAGCGAAACGCGCCGUGGAGGUUGUUCUUCAGAAAGGAGAUAUUCGCGCCGUGGCACGAGCCUACCGAGGAUCAAGUUGCGACGAAUCUGAUCUACCAGCAGGUAGUGCGCGGCGUCAAGUUCGGCGAAUAUCGUUGCGACAAGGAGGAAGAUCUAGCAAUGAUCGCGGCCCAGCAAUAUUACAUAGAAUACCACAUCGAUAUGAACGUCGACAGACUGUACACCCUCUUGCCGAAUUACAUACCGGAUUACUGUCUCACCGGGAUCGAAAAAGCGAUCGACCGUUGGGGACACCUCGUUUUGCAGGCGUACAAAAAAAGUUAUUACUUGAAGGAAAAGGUACCAGCGUUGCGCGUCAAAGAGGACAUAGUCGGCUACGCGAAGUUCAAGUGGCCGCUGUUGUUCUCGCGUUUCUACGAAGCUUACAGAAACUCCGGCCCGAACCUGCCCAAAAACGAUGUUAUCAUUGCCGUCAACUGGACCGGAGUGUACGUCGUCGACGAUCAAGAGCAAGUGCUCCUGGAGUUGUCCUUCCCUGAAAUUACCACCGUAUCUAGUCAAAAAACAAACAAGAUGUUCACGCAGACGUUCAGUUUGUCGACGGUGCGGGGAGAAGAAUUCACAUUCCAGAGUCCGAACGCGGAGGACAUACGCGACCUGGUGGUGUACUUCCUGGAAGGGUUGAAAAAGCGUAGCAAGUUCGUCAUAGCUCUGCAGGAUUAUAAAGCGCCGGGUGAGAGCUCGUCGUUCUUGAACUUUCAGAAAGGCGACCUCAUCGUCCUCGAGGACGAAAGCACCGGCGAGACGGUGCUCAAUUCAGGAUGGUGCGUCGGAACCUGUGACAGAACCGGCGAGAAAGGUGACUUUCCAGCGGAAACGGUUUAUGUGCUGCCUUCCUUGACGAAACCACCAAACGACAUAUUGGCCUUGUUCAGCAUAGAAGGCACGGAGAACAGUCGCAGACUCUAUCCCCAGCAAAUGAAUGGAGUGGAUUCGCGCGACAAACCUCACACCCUUCUGGAAUACGCAAUCGAUCAUUUCCGAACACCGCCGAAAAGAACGAUGUCCAAGACGCUGACGCUGACAUCAGCGCGACGUGGCCACACGGACGAGUUGUGGCAUCACUCGAGAGAACCGAUAAAACAGCCUCUUCUGAAGAAACUCGUAUCCAAGGAGGAGCUAGCCGAAGAAGCGUGCUUCGCCUUCAACGCCAUUCUAAAGUACAUGGGCGAUCUGCCGACAAAACGACCGCGCAUUGGCAACGAGUACACAGAUCUGAUCUUCGACGGGCCGUUGAAGAAUGAGAUUCUACGGGAUGAGAUUUACUGUCAGAUCAUGAAGCAGCUCACCGACAAUCGCAACAGACUGAGCGAGGAGCGAGGUUGGGAACUGAUGUGGCUCGCCACUGGAUUGUUCACCUGCAGCCAGAGUUUGUUAAAAGAGUUAACUUUGUUCCUGCGCACAAGACGUCAUCCCAUAUCUCAAGACUCCUUGCAAAGAUUGCAGAAAACUCUGCGCAACGGUCAACGAAAAUAUCCGCCGCAUCAAGUGGAGGUCGAAGCUAUCCAGCACAAAACCACGCAAAUAUUUCACAAAGUUUACUUCCCGGACGAUACGGACGAGGCAUUCGAAGUUGACUCAUCCACCAGGGCGAAAGACUUCUGCCAGAACAUAGCGCAGAGACUUAAUCUGCGAUCUGCCGAAGGUUUCAGUUUGUUUGUUAAGAUUGCCGAUAAAGUUAUCUCCGUGCCGGAGGGCGAUUUCUUCUUCGACUUCGUGCGACAUUUGACCGAUUGGAUCAGGAAAGCCAGACCGUCUCGAGACGGAGUGUCGCCGCAAUUUACGUAUCAAGUUUUCUUUAUGAAAAAGCUUUGGACGAACACGGUUCCCGGGAAGGAUAGAAAUGCCGAUCUGAUUUUCCACUUCCACCAGGAACUCCCCAAGUUGUUAAGAGGUUAUCACAAGUGCACGAAAGAAGAAGCGUCAAGAUUAGCAGCUCUGGUUUACAGAGUACGAUUCGGCGAGAGCAAACAGGAAUUGCAAGCAAUUCCACAAAUGUUGAGAGAGCUUAUACCAGGUGAUCUGAUCAAGAUACAGAGCGCCAACGAUUGGAAGAGAUCGAUAAUCGCGGCCUAUAAUCAAGAUGCUGGCAUGAGUCCAGAAGACGCGAAGAUCACCUUCUUGAAAAUCGUGUAUCGAUGGCCGACGUUUGGUUCCGCGUUCUUCGAGGUGAAACAGAGCACAGAACCAAACUACCCCGAAUUACUGUUGAUUGCUAUCAACAAACACGGCGUGAGCCUCAUACAUCCUCAAUCGAAGGACAUACUGGUCACACAUCCCUUCACAAGAAUCUCUAACUGGUCAUCCGGCAAUACCUACUUCCACAUGACAAUAGGAAACCUCGUGCGUGGCUCGAAACUCCUGUGCGAGACCUCGUUGGGUUACAAGAUGGACGACCUACUGACCUCCUACAUCUCGCUGAUGCUCACAAACAUGAACAAGCAACGCACAAUAAGAAUCAAAUAAACAGACAAUAAUUCCGAAACAUAGUCCAACGAUCGUUAUUGAACGCAAGUAUCCUUCAAGGUGCUAACAAAGAAAAAUAUUUGCUAUAAAAAAUAUUUUAAUGACUUUGUUUGUUGCACGUGAACUCGACGCAUAAAACAAAACAAAAAAAAAAAAAACGCGACUGUCUCUCUUAAUUGAAUUCACGUACUUGCAAAAAA